CAAAUUAGUCCCUCCCGCCGCGUUUCAGACUUUUCAGUCACUUGCGAGUCGCCACUUCGCUUCAGGCCAAGCCCAACUGCCCAAGUCGUACGCUCCUCCCGUGCAGCCCCGUUCUGCGCGACCUUGCCUUCCGCUUCCGCCGCCGCCGCCGCCGCCGCCGUCCUAUAGCCGACGGAGUCAUCUCUCCUCUGUUAGCCUUUCCUCUAAGGCGCGCCUCCUCUUGAGCAGCUUAGAUUCCUCACCCCUAGCGGGCGAAUUGAGGAAAAGCCAAUUGCCAGAAAGUUGAUCAAAACCGAUCCUUGCAUCAUCUGAUCUUGAUCGGAUAUGGAAGAAAAUGAGCAAGUGUCUCCGCAGAUGGCCUGUCCUGUGGAAACUGUUAAUGCGAAGUACAUUGCAAAAAUUAGUACUAUUCUUGUUGCCACAAUCCAGGAAGCAAAAGACCGAUUAUCUCAGAUAGAAUAUAUAUUCUGCAGUCAACUUUUCCCAAAUUUCCAGUCAGUCUCUAAAAGACUGCAGGAAAUUUAUAUGGAAGCUAAGGACGAUGCUGAAACUGCGUGGAAACAAAAGGAAAAUGACCUUUUACUCCAAUUAGAAAAGAUCCAGGUCAUGAAGCAACAUAUUCUUGAAGAAAAUCUGUUUCUGAAGUCGGAGAACGCAAAACUAUCAGAUGGUGAUUUUAUUUGGAAAAAGCAUUUCGAAGAGCUUCAAGAAAAGAUAGAUCACAGAAGUGAUGAGCUAAACAAGUUAAGAGCAGAAAAUGAAGAGUUAGGUAAGCACUGUGAAUCAAAAGAUGCCCUGAUCCGCAAAUAUGAGGGAAUGCAAAGAGAUCUUGUCCAAAAAAAUGUCCUUCUAUCAAAGACACAACAACAUCUGGAGCUUGAAGUCCAGGGAUUACAGAAUGAACUCAAGAAAAAAUCAAGAGAAAUUGAUGGAGAUUUGGAAUUGCAACACAAGCUAGUCCAGAUGGCUCAAGAGAAAACUUCAUCUGUGGCAUACAAAGAAAGGCAACUGAAGAAAUAUGAAGAGAAAAUACAAAUGCUUCUUGCUGAACUUGAAGAAGCACAAGGAAAGAUUGGGAAGCUUCAACAUGAAUUGACAGAAAAGAACACUGUGAUAGAAAAAGCAUCAGAGGUACAAGAAAAUUUACUAAAAAAGGUUCAAUCCAAGGACCUGGAGAAUGAACAAAUGUUGUGUAAAUUUCAGGGUGAGAAAGAACUUCUUAUGGAAAAAGUAAAGAAUGUGGAAAUUCAUGCUCAUGAGCUUCAGGUAGAAGUCAUGAAGAAAAAUAUUGAAGUGGAGGAGGGAAGGAAAUUACAAGAACAGUUGCUAAAACAGGUUGAUUUAUACUGUCAAGAAAGAUCAAAGACAGGGAAGAAGUUAGAAGAGCUUGAGAAGGUGAAGAAGCAUCUACUUGCCAAACUGAAAGGCGUUAAAGGAAGAACUGAAGAGCUCCAAGCAAAUCUUCAAGUGAGAAGUGAUGAAUCUUCUGAUGGAUUGGAGUUACAAGGGGAGCUACUUCAGAAAAUUAAAGCAAAAGACUCGGAGCUGUUGUCAGCAAAGAGAAAAAUGAAGGAUAUAAGUACUGCUUAUAAGAGUUUGAAAUCUCAGUACAAUUUCCUAUGUGCAAAAGUAGGUCUUACACCAGAAAAUGUGAGAACCAAAAUAAAACCUGAUGACGAAAGUGAAUUGAGGCAUAACCAAAGUCCUCUGAUUAAAAAUGAUGUGGAGACUGAUGUACCAAAAGCUAUGAGCAUUUCCUGUGAAGAGGCAAAGCGAAUUAAUAUCCUUGAAAACCCAGGAAAUACUGGAGUUGUUAAAUCAGCUCAAAGAUCAAGUUCUAUAUCACCCCUUGAUGAUGCAAACAUUUCUAUUGCCUCUAAAGAGCGCCCGCACAUGAAGUCUUGCCUACCAGCUGGCACAAAACGUCGUGGAUCUUAUUGGAGAGAUACUAGGUCCCAUCAAAGCCGAGUUGGACCAGAUCCUCAUGAUGAUUUUCUCGAUACACCCUUGGAGAAUGUUAGAAGAAAUCAAGGAAACGCCACGAAGGAUGGUAUCUCAAAUCUUCCAAGGGAAGUUCCUGCAGUCAGAGAUUCUGAAAACUCAGACGAUGAAACACAGGACAUGAAUAUUGAUCAGAAGCAACAAGUUCCGUAUUUAAGGCCUGAUACUUCAGUGGUAAAAUACAUAGAACCUGUAAGGAAAAAAUCGGAAAGGGAAAAUUUGAAAGGAAUUGAAUGUAAGCAGUGCAAAAAGUUCUACGAUGCUGUGCUUCCAUCUGAAGAUAAGAAUUUCAGUGCAAAUACACACAACUUACGCUGUGAGCAUCAUGAUGGGGUAUCUAGGCAUCGAUUUCAGUACGUCCCUCCUUCAACUCCAGAAGGGUUCUGGAACUUGGGAUUUGAUUCGGAAACGUAACUUUUACUAGUUUGGAGAUCCCGUUUAAUUUCUGAAUGUUGUAACUGUGCGAUUAAAGCUGGAGGAAAAAUCAUGUUAUUUUUGAAGAUGUUUAGCUUUGCAAUUUUUUAUUUCACGUUGCUGUAUCUUCAUUGACUAUAUAUAUUGAUCUACAUUCAAAGUUUUUUCUGUAAAUAAAAGAGAGCAUUCAUGUGUAUACUAAAAUAUCUACUUUUGCAUUUCA
Cuscuta europaea is the source of this 2638-nucleotide messenger RNA. The record is from the annotation of a GenBank genome assembly. NCBI's taxonomy places the organism in Eukaryota, Viridiplantae, Streptophyta, Magnoliopsida, Solanales, Convolvulaceae.